This is a messenger RNA of Coffea eugenioides, 1095 nucleotides long. RefSeq lists its product as uncharacterized. The record is from RefSeq and is a predicted model, not a curated record. The transcript has a single exon. The coding region runs from base 1 to 1095 and encodes 364 amino acids. Lineage: Eukaryota; Viridiplantae; Streptophyta; Magnoliopsida; Gentianales; Rubiaceae.
AUGGCAAAUGCACGAACAUUAAGGGGGUUCGCUGCUCCUGAUUUAACUCAACAGCCUUUGUGCAUUACUUUUUCAAGUUUAAAUGAUAACACAUCUUUUGAGUUAAAAUCUGGCAUAAUUCAUCUCUUACCAUUUUUCCAUGGUUUACCAGGUGAGGAGCCCUUUAAGUACUUGCAAGAAUUCGAUGUUGUUUGCAACAGUAUGAAGCCUCCGAGAAUUACAGAAGAGCAGAUAAAAAUGAGAGCCUUUCCCUUCUCUUUGAAAGACUCCACGAAAGAGUGGUUGUACUACCUACCACUAGGUAGUAUCACCAUGUGGGAUCAGCUGAAGAAAAAAUUCUUGGACAAGUACUUUUCGGUGUUUCGAUCUGCAAACCUAAGGAAAGAGAUAUGCGGUAUCAAACAACACCCAAGUGAGUCCCUCUAUGAGUACUGGGAGAGGUUUAAGAAGUUGUGCAUCAAAUGCCCUCAGCAUCAGAUAAGUGAGCAACUGCUCAUCCAAUAUUUCUAUGAGGGGUUACUCUUCAGGGACAGGAGCAUAAUCGAUGCUGCAAGUGGAGGGGCGUUAGUGAAUAAGACUCCUCGGGUAGCAUGGGAGUUGAUUGAAGGGAUGGCUGAGAACUCACAACAGUUUGGUUUAAGAGAGGACAUCCCGAUGCGUAAGGUGAAUGAGGUAGAAACAUCCUCUAUACAACAGCAACUCUCUGAAUUGACAUCUUUCGUGCGACAACUAGCCGUAGGAAGUGCCUUACAAGCCAAAGUAUGUGGGGUAUGCACUGCCGUGGGUCAUUCUACGGAGAUGUGUUCACUGGUUCAGGAAGAAACUGCAGAACAGGUGAACAUGGCUGGUCAUGAGCCCGCACCAAGAAAGCAGUACGAUCCUUACUCAAACACCAACAAUCCUAGUUGGAGAGAUCAUCCCAACCUUAGAUAUGGAGGGAACAUGCAGUCCAAUUUCGUACCAAAUAGGCAGCAAGGGUACCAGCAGCAGUACCAACCUCGCCCACCACCACCCCCUUCGAACUCAAGUCCGUCCAUGGAAGAGAUGAUGAAGCAACUACUUGCGAAUCAACAAAAGACGGAUUCAGACCUGUAA